Austrofundulus limnaeus is the source of this 1646-nucleotide messenger RNA. It is a transcript of the gene trib3, whose product is annotated as tribbles pseudokinase 3. Gene Ontology annotation, biological process: positive regulation of proteasomal ubiquitin-dependent protein catabolic process; protein phosphorylation; regulation of MAP kinase activity. The transcript is spliced from 4 exons. Gene Ontology annotation, molecular function: ATP binding; mitogen-activated protein kinase kinase binding; protein kinase activity. The record is from RefSeq and is a predicted model, not a curated record. Gene Ontology annotation, cellular component: nucleus. Lineage: Eukaryota; Metazoa; Chordata; Actinopteri; Cyprinodontiformes; Rivulidae. Bases 521 to 1579 code for a protein of 352 amino acids.
GGAGUCGCUCAGUCCAGAUCUGGAGAGACCAGCAGCUGGGUCAGCAGGAACCAGAAGGGAAACGAAGCGGACGGACCGUCAUUAUUUAUUUUAUUUAACUGUAUUUUUUUCAUUUUGGCUUGAUUUGAACGGAAUCUGUUCGCUUCAACACCGGAUAUUUAGCCUAACAAAGAAAAACAUCCUUCAGUUUUAGUUUCACUCUAAAGAUCUCCAGGUGUUUCUUUUUUCUGUCGAAAAAUUACCUGACAAACAACAAAGAGAAACCACAUAAAAGAGGAAACCUCCAAAAACUACCAGCUGACGGACUGACGACCUGUUGCGCAACCGAAGAAGAAGAAACAAAGACGUCACCUCCAGUCCUCCCAGUAGCGACCCCAGACUGAUCCCAGYGAUCCGAAACUUUGUUUACCGACCUCUGCUGCUCAGACAGACCCAGGCCGGUGCCCAUCAGCUCUACUGUGAUUUACUGGGUCCCUGUUUAACCUGAAGUCCGGACCAGUCCGUUAUACUGGAGUCACAGAUGAGCAUGGGCGUGGCCACAACCAGGAGUCAGCGGUGUCUGAAGAGGCUGUUGGCGGAGCCUCAAGAUAACUUACCGAAAUGUAAAAAAGCUCGUCUGGACCCACCUCCUCCCUCCAGUGGCUUUUCAGCUUACCUCAGGCCGACAAACCCCGCCCCCAGACCCAACCAGAGCCAGCCCCCRUCCAGAGUCGGACCAUACCUCCUCCACGAGAGCUCCGAGGUGGAGGAGACGUACAGAGCUGUGCACGCAAACACGCAGGAGCAGUACACCUGCCAGGUGCUCCCCCUGCGCGGUUACCAGGACCGUCUGGCCGCCUACAGCCGCAUCGGUAAACACGAAAACAUCUGCGGGCUGCAGGACGUGGUCGUCACCCAAGACAAAGUGUACGUCUUCCUGCCCGGUCAUCACGGCGACAUGCACGCGUACGUGCGCAGCAGGAAGCGCCUGGACGAAGAGGAGGCGGGGCGUCUGUUCGCUCAGAUGCUGAAUGCCGUGGCUCACUGUCAUGGCCACGGGGUCAUCCUGAGAGACCUGAAGCUACGGCGGUUCGUCUUCACAGACAAGUACAGGACUCAUCUUGCUCUGCUCGGCCUAAACGACAUCGUCCUCCUGCACGGUAACCCCGAUGACGACCUUCUGACGGACAGACACGGCUGCCCCGCCUACGUGGGCCCCGAGCUGCUGACCAACGGGAACCGGUCGUACUCUGGUCGGGCCGCGGACAUCUGGAGCCUGGGCGUGUCCCUGUACACCAUGCUGAUCGGACGAUACCCGUUCCAGGACACGCAGCCCGCCGCCCUGUUCGCCAAGAUACGCCGCGGCGUGUUCAGCCUGCCCGGCUGGCUGUCUUCGCCGGCCCGGUGCCUGAUCGGCUGCAUGCUGAGGAGGGAGCCCGCGGAAAGGCUCAAGGCGUCUGAGCUGCUGAUGCACCCAUGGCUGGCCGGCGCCCCCGCGCAGCACCACAACAUGAACAAGACGCAGCACGACCAAAGCUCGGCGCAGAACAGACGAGAGGACGGUGACCAAGUGGUUCCAACCUGGACAGAAAAACACUGACCUGUGAGAACCAGCACUGAUACACCGCCUGGCCAAAAGUCAGAUUUACCUUUGAUCAUGGCAACAA